Hemibagrus wyckioides is the source of this 843-nucleotide messenger RNA. Its product is annotated as islet amyloid polypeptide. The transcript is spliced from 4 exons. Gene Ontology annotation, molecular function: hormone activity. Gene Ontology annotation, cellular component: extracellular region. The coding region runs from base 332 to 727 and encodes 131 amino acids. Lineage: Eukaryota; Metazoa; Chordata; Actinopteri; Siluriformes; Bagridae. The record is from RefSeq and is a predicted model, not a curated record.
GUCCCUAAUUCAUAAUUCCAAUCUAAUUAAAGUUUAUACCAAAGGUUCCUACAAAACUGAACAACCCACUGCCUUGACGUCACCAUUAUCAACGAUGAGGAUGGCAAAGAGGAUGACGAGGGCUUGAGGAUGUUUUUUGACCUGUGCAAUGAAUUUGAAUUCUCAUACCCAACCCACUGCUCACAUGGAUAUCGAGGGCUAUAUUUGGAGAAAUGUGAUGUCAUAAGUGGCUGGGGGAGAAACCUAUAACAGGCUUAGAGAAAACCAGUGACAGCACCAGUAACUCCUGCUGCAGCUCUCACCUGCACCUAAACUAGGGAAGAAUCUUGCCAUGAAUCAUCUAAAACUGCCUGCCAUGCUUCUUCUGCUGCUUAUGCUGCUGCAGUGUGUGACUACGGCACCAAACAACAGGUUUUCCAUCUCCUCCACUGAGCAGGUGGAUGACUCACUGGAUGGGAAAAGAUGGACGGACUCAGGCUUGCUGAAGAACCCUUUCCUCCAACUGGCCGGAUUGCGACCUGAGAGGGGACUCAACACAGACAGCAGCCUGCAGCACCACAUAGAGAAGAGAAGAUGCAACACGGCCACAUGUAUGACCCAGAGGCUGGCUGACUUUCUCAUUCGCUCCAGUAACACCAUUGGCACUGUUUACAUCCCCACUAACAUAGGUGCAAACACCUAUGGCAAGAGGGACGUGUUCCAAUCACCCUACUUACUGCCUCUUUAGUCUUCUCUUGUGUGUUUGUACAUAUAAAAAGCCACUGUAACAAAACUGUCCAUGAUGAUUAUGAUGAUGAUAAUGAUGCUGCUGCUGCUGCUGAUGAUGACAGUGACUCAUCUGAC